CCGUCCCUCAGCGGCUCCGCGUCUCACAGCCUCAGCGGGAAGCAGCGCUGUAACAUGGUGUAAAGAGAAGGGAAGAUGAACCUCCGCGGAUUCUUUCAGGAUUUUAAUCCGAGUAAAUUCCUGAUCUAUGCGUGUCUGCUGCUGUUCUCCGUGCUGCUGUCUUUACGCCUGGACAGAGAUAUAGAGUGGAGUUACUGGGCCGUGUUUGCACCCAUCUGGCUCUGGAAGCUGAUGGUCAUCAUCGGGGCGUCAGUGGGCACCGGGGUAUGGGCUCACAACCCUCAGUACAGGGCUGAGGGUGAGACCUGUGUUGAGUUCAAGGCCAUGCUGAUCGCUGUGGGGAUCCACCUCCUCCUCCUGACGUUUGAGGUUCUGGUGUGUGACCGUGUGGAGAGAGGGAAACACUUCUGGCUGCUGGUCUUCAUGCCGCUUUUCUUCGUUUCGCCCGUCUCCGUGGCUGCGUGUGUGUGGGGCUUCAGGCACGAUCGUUCGCUUGAGCUCGAGAUUCUGUGUUCUGUAAACAUCCUGCAGUUCAUCUUCAUCGCACUGCGGCUGGAUAAAAUCAUCAACUGGCCGUGGCUGGUGGUGUGUGUGCCGCUGUGGAUUCUCAUGUCAUUCCUGUGUCUGGUGGUACUUUAUUACAUCGUCUGGUCUGUGCUUUUCCUGCGAUCGAUGGAUGUGAUCGCAGAACAGCGGCGCACACACAUCACCAUGGCCAUCAGCUGGAUGGCCAUCGUUGUACCCCUGCUGACCUUUGAGAUCCUCCUCGUGCACAAGUUAGAUGGUCAUUACGAGUCCAAAUUUGUGCCGGUCUUUGUGCCGCUCUGGAUCUCCCUGGUGACGCUGAUGGCAACUACGUUCGGCCAAAAAGGAGGCAAUCACUGGUGGUUCGGCAUUCGUAAGGACUUCUGUCAGUUCCUGCUGGAACUCUUUCCUUUCCUGCGGGAGUACGGCAACAUCUCCUACGACCUGCAGCAUGAAGACUCAGAGGUCUCUGAAGAGCUUCCUGCCCAUGAGCCGCCUAAAAUCGCGCCGAUAUUCCGCAAGAAAACGGGCGUCGUCAUCACACAGAGUCCUGGGAAGUACUUUGUGCCACCACCUAAGUUAUGCAUCGACAUGCCGGAUUAAAAAUAAACUCAGAAUUCUUUGAGCAGAGAGACAGGAGUGUAGUGCCAUGGACCAGAGUUCACUUCAAGUCAGCAGAGGAACACCAGAAGUGAGUGAAACAGACCAGAUGGGAAAAACCAAAACGUUUUAGAGGACCUCAGCUCUUGAGUGCUGAAAACUUUUUACAGAAACCUGCUGAAAAGGGGCUGGAAUGAAGUGAGCACGGCUUGCUGUUUGACUCCCCCCCCGUGAUGUUUUCCACACUCCUACGUUCCAUCACUCCUUUAACCCUCCUUUAACCCUCUGUAGUUUUUCCAGAGUAAGUGGUGUACAAUGUGGAGAAAGUUACAGAGCUAAGCCAAAGAACAUUCGAUGGUUCAUGAAGCUGGAGAAGCUGGAGUAAUGUCCAGGGCUGCCAUUUUUUUUUCUAGCAAUACAUGUUCCAUUUGGGUUUUUUUUCCAAUCUUUGUCCAAGUAUGGCAGCAGCGAACAAUUUAAUUCUUUUGCCAUCACUUGAUGUUUGUAGUUGAUCAGUCAGUGUUUAGUGGAGAAGCUCGAGGACACUGACUCACCAACACACAGCUCAUGUUUUUGUUUAUGGACCAUGUGGAAGUAUUUGUACCCUUAUCACACAGUGAUGUGUGUAUUUAAGAUGACUGUCUGUCGUUUUAUUCUCACUGGCUGACCCGUUUCCUGUUUUAUUAGAGAAAAAUAAUCCAGUUCUGAAGCAGCUCUAUUUAACACUAACAGCUGAAUAUAAGAAACCAUCUUCUCUUCAAGCCAUCACACACGAGGCUUGUGCGAUAUUGAUUUUUCCCUGGUUAUGAUUUACCAUUACGUUUAAUCAUCCAGGACCUAAAAAAAGACAUGAAAACAAGCAUUUUUUAAAAAAAAAAUCACGAUAAACGAUUUAAUCGUGCAGAGCAUUUCCACCGUGUCAUGUGUACGGAGGCUGGAGAGGAGUCACUAUUACAGCUGUGGGGUCAGGAACUGCUUACAGGCAGAGACCAUCACGCACACAGCUGGAUGGGGAUUUGUAGUUUUAAAAAAAAUAUAUAUAUAUAUAUAUAUAUAUAUAUAUAUAUAUAUAUAUAUAUAUAAACUGUAAAUGUUCUCUAUAAUUCCUUUUAUAAAUGAGUUGUGUGAAAUCCACAUGGCCGAUAUUUUCACUGUCGAUCUGCUGCUCAGUGUUUGAAGUGUCUGAGCUCUGACUGCAGCAUGAGAGCAGAAAUACUCGCUCACUUUUUAGUGAUCAUCACCGUUAACAUUAUUCACAGUGUUAGAUUUGAUACUUUGCUGUCAGAAUGUUUACUUUCUUUAAAAGAGUUUUUAAAAAUGUUUUCCUUUUUCUCAUUUGAAAGUUCCAAAAAACAAAAGUGCCACUGUGAACCAUUUUUGGACAAUUUUUUCCCCUAACAGGAACACACUUAUAGAUUUUAUUUCACAUUAAUGAACUAAAACAUUCUCCAUUUCCCGUCCCAGAAACCGAGAGCGCCGCGAGUCCAGUCAAGAGCAUGCGAGAUGGUGGAAGGGGGCGGGGCUUCCAGGUGACGUCAGUUAUCAGAGUUCAGAGCAUCCACACAACUGUUACCGUGGCAAGACACACAGGUGGAGUUACUGUUACGCCGCCCGAAGUAGAUUACAUUCUUAACAUCACAGUGUUGCAGUGUUUUAUUCAGCUUAUACCGCAGCCAUUUCACAACAAUUACACUGUUUAAUUUAUUAACAAACGACACGUCACACAUUUUAACAGUUUAAUGCUGUGGAACAUCUAAGAGACGAAUUAGUUCCUGUUCUCACUUAACGUUAUAGCAGCAAUAAACCUCUCUCGCUCUCGCUCCUGAACACUUUCCUGAGCUGGGAAACUUUGACUGUUACAACUGAAACCCCUUCCAUAAAUGUUAAAUAAACAUCUCCUAAUAAAACAUCAUCACAUCAAUGAUUAUACAUUUUACUUUAUUGGAGCGUCCCUGUGUGUGAGUUGUUACUAUAGAAACCAUAACACAGUGGAAUGAAUGCAUUAAUUUAAACUUGUCGUUCAUGUUACAGCUGGAAUUUCUCGAGCUGUUACACAGAAACAGUGCACACCUUCUGACCAAUCAGAUGUGAGCAUUCAGCCGUACUCUCGUAUAAAUCUCUAUAUCGCACAAGCCUAACACACAUACAGUACAUAUACACUCUUGUAUGUGUAGAUAUACAAUACAGUAUAAUAUAUUCUGAAGUAGACCGUUUAUCAGGCAUUUCCAGAUGUACUUUAGUUAAAGCAGCUUGGGUAUUUCUGCUUUUUUAGACGCACACUUGUAAACGUGUAAAAGUGUACUCAGCUGGUCUGAGGGAGCAGCAGUGGAGUUCCUGGUAGCAGAUACGGACCAACGUGUUGUUCACACUACAUCUGUACUAUUAGUCGUGUAAAAGUGUUGAAACUCUUUACAUUAAAAUAUUAUGCAAAAUA
This is a messenger RNA of Neoarius graeffei (lesser salmon catfish), 3559 nucleotides long. RefSeq names its product transmembrane protein 185 (gene tmem185a). The record is from RefSeq and is a predicted model, not a curated record. NCBI's taxonomy places the organism in Eukaryota, Metazoa, Chordata, Actinopteri, Siluriformes, Ariidae. The coding region runs from base 76 to 1128 and encodes 350 amino acids. The transcript is spliced from 7 exons.